AUGGCCGAAUCGACGACGCCUGCAUCUCCUCCUGUCGCGGAGGCAUCAGCGGCGCAAGCUGAGCAGCAGCAGCAGCAACAGCAGCAACAGCAGCAACAGCAGCAGCAGCAGCAACAGCAGCAACAGCAGCAACAGCAGCAGCAGCAGCAACAGCAGCAACAGCAGCGACAGCAGCAACAAGAGCAGGCUCCAAUUGGAGUGGAUACUAACUUCGCGGGCCAAGCCGCCGUGGACACCUACGAUGACCACGAUUCGGCCCUGGGCGACGGAGAUAGUCUUAACAUCAGCUCAACCGCGUCGGUCGCCUCGUCCAUCCUAAACUAUCGCAAGAUCCAUGGCAGGACCUAUCAAAACUAUGAGGACGCCGAAUACUGGGGCCCCAACGACAGCACCCAAAAUGAAGCGCUGGAUAUUGCCCAUCACAUGAUGUGCCUCGCCCUGGACAACAGACUCUUCCUUGCCCCCGUCGAUAAUCCCCAAAAGGUGCUGGACGUCGGCACAGGAACCGGUAUUUGGGCCAUCGACUUCGCCGACGAGCACCCCUCAGCCGAGGUCAUUGGGACCGACCUAUCGCCCAUCCAGCCGUUAUGGGUGCCGCCCAACUGCAGGUUUGAGCUGGACAAUGCCGAGAAUGAAUGGACUUAUGCCGACAACUCGUUCGACUACAUUCACGUCCGCGGCCUGCUCGGCUGUAUCAAGGACUGGGAAAAGUUCUACCGCAACGUUUUGCGCACCCUUAAGCCCGGCGGUUGGUUCGAGCACCACGAGUUCUCCAUCCUACUCUUGUCCGACGACGGCUCUGUCCCUCCCAAUAGCGUGUGGGUCGAUUGGUACAACCUUUUCCGCGAGGCCGGCAGCAAGACGGGUCGCUCCUUUGUCGUGACCGAAAUCUGGGAGAAUGCCCUGCGCGCCGCCGGCUUCACAGGUGACAUUCAUAGGGCCAUGUUCAAGCUGCCCAUGGGCGGCUGGGCCGCCGACCCCAAGUGGAAGGAGGUGGGCAUCUUCAAUCGCAUGUCGAUCGAGCAGGGGCUAGAUGGCUUCGCCAGCUACAUCUGCCGUAUGGUCAUGGGCUGGAGGGAAGAAGAGUACCAUGUGCUGCUGGCCAAGGUCCGAAACGCCAUCAAAAACCGCGGCUGGCACGCCUACUACCCCCUUAAGAUCAUUUACAUUCAGAAGCCCCUGUGAUCUAGUCACUUAAUAGGCGAUGAGUACUCAGGGCUUACAAAUACGUCAUUCAUUGGGUAAAAGAAUUCCUUUUGCAUACUCGAAAGGAGUUUCCCUACAUUCGGGAAAUCGAUCCUAUGGAUGCCUGCAUAUACGAUGUAUAGUU
This is a messenger RNA of Gaeumannomyces tritici R3-111a-1, 1330 nucleotides long. RefSeq lists its product as hypothetical. Bases 1 to 1185 code for a protein of 394 amino acids. The record is from RefSeq and is a predicted model, not a curated record. NCBI's taxonomy places the organism in Eukaryota, Fungi, Ascomycota, Sordariomycetes, Magnaporthales, Magnaporthaceae. Gene Ontology annotation, molecular function: methyltransferase activity. The transcript is spliced from 6 exons.